Messenger RNA from Trichomonas vaginalis G3, 294 nucleotides. RefSeq lists its product as uncharacterized. NCBI's taxonomy places the organism in Eukaryota, Parabasalia, Trichomonadida, Trichomonadidae. The transcript has a single exon. The record is from RefSeq and is a predicted model, not a curated record. Bases 1 to 294 code for a protein of 97 amino acids.
AUGGAUUAUGAAACUACGAAGCGCAAAAUUCGUGAGGGCAUGGAAUCAUCAAUCAAUAGUGCCAAUGGAGCCCUCGCAACAGGACUUGAAGCUUUAAAUAGACUGAAAUUGCAAGGUCAACAUCUUACAAACGCAAACGAUAACUUAAAUCCACUUUUGACUUCAGGAGAAGCAUCGAUGAACUUAACGCAUGGCAUAUUAAAUAACUUAGGCGAGGCUAGAAAUAUGUUUAUUAUUUGCGCAAUUGUUUUCAUCGUAUUGAUCUUUUUCGUCAUUCGCUGGAAACACUCGUAA